CCUCCUUCAGUCACAUCACAGGGGGCUGCUACUCUGUCUGCUCGCACACUCUCUCUUGCAACCGAUCUGAACACGUUUCCACUUCAUCCGACUUUACAACUUUCAGGGAAAUAACUUUGAACUCAUCUCCUCAAAUGAUGCACUCGGCGCAGAAAGACACCACGUUCACCAAGAUCUUUGUGGGAGGUCUCCCUUAUCACACGACCGACUCCAGUCUGAGGAAAUACUUCGAGGUGUUUGGAGACAUCGAGGAGGCUGUUGUCAUUACUGAUCGGCAGACGGGGAAAUCCAGAGGUUAUGGAUUUGUGACCAUGGCAGACCGGGCCUCUGCUGACAGAGCAUGCAAGGACCCCAACCCUAUAAUAGAUGGCAGAAAAGCCAACGUAAAUCUGGCCUACCUGGGGGCCAAACCCAGGGUCAUCCAACCAGGAUUUGCAUUUGGCGUACCUCAGAUCCAUCCAGCGUUCAUCCAACGACCUUAUGGAGUCCCUGCCCACUACGUGUACCCACAGGCCUUUGUCCAACCCAGUGUGGUGAUCCCUCAUGUGCAACCUUCAGCUGCUACUGCAGCAACAGCUGCUGCUGCCACUUCUCCGUACCUUGACUAUACAGGAGCAGCGUACGCUCAGUACUCUGCAGCUGCUGCGGCCACCGCUGCUGCAGCUGCUGCUGCAUAUGAGCAGUAUCCGUAUGCUGCUUCACCAGCACCGACAAGCUACAUGACCACGGCAGGGUAUGGAUACACUGUUCAGCAGCCAUUAGCCACUGCUGCUACUCCAGGAGCAGCUGCUGCUGCAGCAGCCUUCAGCCAGUAUCAGCCUCAGCAGCUGCAGACAGACCGCAUGCAGUAAACCAUGAAAACUACCUUAAGGAGGAAAACCCAGGAGGUCACACCUCUACCAUAAAAGGGCAACAUGAGGCAGGGAGACUGAAGAGGCUGAAUGAUUGUCACUCACAGGUUUUAACUUAGCAGUCCUUCUACCAAAGAGCCUGAAGAAAAUCCCCAAAACAUGUGGAGAUAAAUAAGGAAUUACUGUUAACUUUAUUCAAGUGAGAUCAGUAUUUUGGCACUAUUGAAUAUUUAUCAAUAUUUAAUAUUUAUUCAGCAGUAGAAUAUUUAAUGUUAAUUUAGGGAGGAUUACUUAUCCUCACGUCAACCAUUACUGAAUGCUGUAUAUAUGUUGUGGUGGAAUUUGAACAAAAUUCCCCAGUAUAUUUAUGUCUUAUAAUCCAGUUUCUUCCUUACCUUUCAAAAACAAACACAAGCAUGCUCAACCAUCACGCGGGUCUCAGUAUUUCAUAGUUUUCGAACAGCUAUGCAGAUGUUGAUAUAAAGAUGUCAGUGUUUUGUUCAGAUCCUUCCCUAUUUUUAUAACUAUUUGGAGUGAGAAAGAUUGGACACCCUGGUUAUAUUUUUUAUUUGUAUGUAUGACAAAACACUGAAGCAAAGCACUCCCUUUCUUCCCCUUUAAACUGUACCUCAAGCAAGCUCAGCAAAAGGGGAGAAUCAUUGUUGAAUGUGAAUCUCAUUUUCAUUUGACAAAAUGUUUCAUAAUGUGCCUUUUAAAUUAUGCUAUUUAUGUAUUUAUCAUGGAGCCUUAUACCCUUUAUUUAGUGUUAAUUUUAGUAUAAAAUUUCUAUAGGACAUGUCCACAUGUGCUGCUGCAUUCUGAUCAAGAGCUAAUGAAGGAUAUUUACUCACAACAAAGCAAACACUGUGUUUGAAGAACAAACUAGGAGUGGAAAGGAAGCAAUAAGUCCACUGAGUCUCUGUUUUCUGUAGAUUAAAUGUUUUUUUUUGUCUAGAUUUAAUUCUUAAUGUGGCUUUUUAUACUUGACCUAUUUGAUAAUGGACAGUUUUUAAAGUUUUGUACAUUUGGUGUCGUUAGACAUUAAAUGUUUCCUAAUGCAAGGGUGUCACCUGUUUCACCUUGCACUUUCUGAUGCAUGACUUAAAAUAAUGCAAACAUUUAAUAUGUGAAAUAAAAGGAAAUUUAACAUCUGCUUCUUCA
Molecule: messenger RNA, 2012 nt
Organism: Cheilinus undulatus (humphead wrasse)
Lineage: Eukaryota; Metazoa; Chordata; Actinopteri; Labriformes; Labridae
Gene: rbm24b
Product: RNA binding motif protein 24b
Exons: 4
Coding region: 135-851 (238 amino acids)
Cellular component (GO): cytosol
Molecular function (GO): mRNA 3'-UTR binding
Source: RefSeq, a predicted model, not a curated record